CGCACAUCCGGGUCACCUCCGAAGAGGUUGGCAAGACAAGAGUCUAGUUGCGAACUCCGAAAUAACAACACGGUGGUUGUCAGCAUUAAAAAGAAGGACUGUUGUUACAAUUGCCAGAAUAAUUGAAAAACACUGAGGACUUGGUGAUAAAAUAAAUAUUCAAGUGCUGCAGGAGGGGAAAAAAAGUGGCGUUGCUAUUUGCGGACUCUGUUUUGUGAAGCCGGGCUGUCACUGCUGAACGGCUGGGGGCUGGCCUCCUCGCUUCUUCUCUGUCCCUUCGCUCGCCGGCUCGCCCAGAGCUCUUUACUGUGAAGGAGCUGACAAAAUUAAAAUUACUUUUUACUGGACCACAGAAUAUAAGGAUCAAAAGUAAAUUAAGGAAAUGGGGACACCUGGAAGUGGAAGAAAGCGUGCUCCUAUUAAAGACAGAUUCUCUGCAGAGGAUGAGGCCUUGAGUAGCAUUGCACGGGAGGCAGAGGCCCGACUUGCUGCUAAACGAGCAGCUCGAGCAGAAGCAAGAGACAUUCGAAUGAGAGAACUAGAACGUCAACAGAAAGAGCAUUCUCAUCGUUCAUCUGAUAAAAAAUGGGGACAGAUCCAUCAGUGGAUGGAAGAUUCUGAAAAAGCCAAGUAUGGUCAUCGGUCAAUCAGCCACCAUCACAGGGGUCAUAGUGAUGACAUGAAGUCAGUCCGUAGUAUUGGAAGCUAUAGGCACUCCUCCUCUUCUUUGUUAGAUGUGGGUGGGUCCCACAAGAGUAGAGCCAGCACACCACGGAGAAGAGACAAUGUGUGUGACAGCUUAAGGGAGAAAUCUUCCUUGAAACACUCAAGAUCAUCUAGCUCAGCACACAGUGAUAUUUAUGGCCUUAAGAUGACACCUGUUUCGAGUAACUCCAGGAAAGACCUUUUGAGUGGGUUUUACCAUGAUCACAGAAACUACAGCAGCCUAAAACAUUCAAAACAACUUUCUUCCUUCCAUUCUUUGUCACCUUCCUUAUACAAUGAACCUGUUACAACUGCUAGCAAAAAUUAUAGGGCAUCAUCUGCUGGAGAUACUCGUCUGACACGAAGCUACAGUUUGGCCUCUUUGUAUGAUGAAAGUCUGUAUGGUUCUUUUGGUUCCAGAGCUCCCUCAGAAUAUAGCUACUGUUCUUCAAGAACACACUCUGCUCGUAACAGCCCUGUGUCCUCAGAUGAUGAUACAGCAAGCACUGUUUCUCAAGAGUGUGCUGUUCGUGGUCGGCGGGACAGUAUGUCUUCUGACUUUUCUGACUUCAGUGAAUCAACUGCAGAUUAUUUUAGCCGUUCCAAUCGCAGGGGGAGCAUUGUAUCUGACAUGGAUGAUUUUAGUAUCCCUGACCUAGAUAGUCUAGAUGAAAAGAGUGACAAGCAGUUUACUGAAACAUUUUGUCGGCCAAUAUCACGUACUGCCAUCCCUGGACUUUCUACUGCUACUUUGGCUUCAAUGGGCGGUACAUCUUCACGGAGGGGAAGUGGUGAGACAAGCAGUAUAGCAGAUCCAGAUGCAUCACUUAGUGAACUUCGGGAUAUCUAUGAUCUUAAGGACCAGAUACAAGAUGUAGAGGGGAGAUACAUGCAGGGACUUAAAGAGCUCAAGGAUUCAUUAUCUGAAGUGGAGGAAAAAUACAAGAAAGCAAUGGUCUCCAAUGCACAACUGGAUAAUGAAAAGGCAAAUUUGAUUUAUCAAGUGGACACAUUGAAAGAUGUGGUUGAGGAAAUGGAAGAGCAAAUGGCAGAAAUGCUACGAGAGAAUGAAGAGAAAUCAAAGGAAUUAGAAAGACAGAAACACACAUGUAAUAUACUUCAGCACAAAGUAGAAGAACUUAAAGAGGGCAUCCGACAGAGAGAUGAACUUAUUGAGGACAACCAGCAUAUGAAACAAAAAAUAGAUUCUUUCACGAAGGAAGUGUUUGAUCUUCAAGAAACAAUUAACUGGAAGGACAAAAAAAUUGGGGCUCUAGAGAGGCAAAAAGAAUACUUUGACUGCAUUAGGAAUGAGCGAGAUGAGCUCAGAGAUGAGUUGGCUGACAUCAAGGAAAAAAUGAAGAAAGGAGAGAAACAUGGGAUGGUGAUUAUUCCUGAAGGCACUCCAAAUGGUGACAUUAACCAUGAACCUCUGGUGGGUGCAAUAACUGUAGUUACACAGGAGGCUGCACAAGUACUCGAGUCUGCUGGAGAUGGCCCAUUAGAUGUAAGGCUAAGAAAACUUGCUGAUGAAAAAGAUGAACUUUUAUCUCAGAUACGUAAACUUAAGAUGCAGUUGGAAGAGGAAAGACAAAAACCCUCCAAAAUUGACAGUGUGUUCACAGAUGGUGAACGCUUAGAGAAUGGCACUGACUUGCAACUAAUUGAACUACAGAGAGAUGCCAACCGACAGAUUAGCGAGUACAAGUUUAAACUUUCCAAGGCAGAACAAGAAAUUGGCACAAUGGAACAAAAUGUUAACAGACUUGAAGGUCAAGUAGCUCGGUACAAAGCAGCAGCAGAAAAUUCAGAAAAAAUUGAGGAUGAAUUAAAAGCAGAAAAAAGGAAACUUCAAAGAGAGCUGAGAACAGCAUUGGACAAGAUUGAAGAGAUGGAGAUGACUAACAACCAUUUAGUGAAGCGGUUAGAAAAGAUGAAAGCAAACCGGAAUGCACUUAUGUCACAGCAGUGAACUGGAGAAGGGAGUAUUUGGCCACAGACGCACUGCAACUUAAGUUAACAAGCCCUUAAGUUCAUGUCAUGAACAAGAAACUACUUCUCAAAGCACAGACAUUGUGGAGUACCAUGGAUGCUGUUCACUGAAUUUAGGAAGAAUAUUUUACUUUUCUAGAAAAAUCUCUGGCCUACUUUUAUUUUUAUUUUUUUUGUAAUUUAUAUAUGAACAAGAGUAUUGGGGUCAGCAUCUUUGUUUGAUAACUGUAAUCUUUCUCCCCUGUAUUAGAAAUCAAAAAUCAGGUGUUCAUUUUCUAGAGAUGGCGCUGAAUAACAUUUUCACGGCUUCAUACAGAGAUUGAUUAACUAAAUCACUACCUUUUUAUUUUUUGCUGCUUGGAUGAUGCUGGGUGCUUGGAUAUUUUUAUGGAGUGCAUGAAUACUUUGGGACACUAUUUUGCUUGUAAAGUGUAAAAGAUACACACAGCUUAUAUCACUGUACCCAAACAUAAUAGAACAGUGAAUUCAAGUGCCUUUAACACAGUGCAAUGAGACUUGGUAACACUGCAUUUGAUUAUAAUAAUAAAGAUGCUGGUACAAAUAAUGUAUUUAAAAUAUGGUGCAGUUGGGGAAAUUUAGAUUCACUAAAUACCUUUUCUGCUUUUGAGAUUUGCAAAAAAGGUGAUGUUAUUUAAAUUUUUUUGUUAAAAAAUGUAAAGAUGAGUAACUGUAUAUGUACAAUGGCUGUCUUGCAUGGGUGAUGGCACAUUUAAGUUUUGGAUUCUGUGCAGGAUAUUAGUCCUGGUGUCCUUAAUUUAAACGUAUGCUGGAAAAAAAGUGCUGUACUUUUUAAAAACUGUAUUCUCUACUGCUUGAAUGGGAAGCAGUUUAAGUCUCAGGAGCACAAUAUGUUUGUGUCUGAGGCAGCUAAACAUUAAAAGAACACUUUAUAAAGGA
Messenger RNA from Polypterus senegalus (gray bichir), 3615 nucleotides. RefSeq names its product leucine rich repeat (in FLII) interacting protein 2 (gene lrrfip2). The transcript is spliced from 29 exons. Gene Ontology annotation, biological process: regulation of DNA-templated transcription. Bases 383 to 2677 code for a protein of 764 amino acids. The record is from RefSeq and is a predicted model, not a curated record. NCBI's taxonomy places the organism in Eukaryota, Metazoa, Chordata, Cladistia, Polypteriformes, Polypteridae.